GCGCGUCCGGGUGGCAAAGGCCGGAGGCGGUGGGAGAGCCGGUGGGGGGACUUCGAGGAGGAAACGGCAGCGGCGCCCCCACUGGGUCUUCCAGGCCAGGAGCACGGAUACCUGCGCAGCGCCGGGUUAAGGCGAGCGCACCAGCCGAGCUCUCCGCGGCGGAGCCCCCUGCCCAUUUGGUUUUGGCCAGUCAGCCAGAAUCUGCCCAUUGUCAGCUGAUGCAGAGUCACCCUGCCGUUCCUACUUUGAGGAGUUGCAGAGACACAUAUUCCAUUACGGAGGGCCACCUGCAGGCCUUCGGCGGCCAAGAUCCCUUGUGACGCAGCAAAUGCCCUGAACCCCUGGGAGGAAGAGGGCCCUCCUAUCACCUGUUGCUACAAUGCUGGCCGCCCGCCUCUCCAGAUCCCUGUCACAGCUCCCAGGAAAAACGCUAAGUGUCUAUGACAGAGAAAAUGGAGCAAGACACCCACUACUGUGUUGCCCUACUUCCUUUAUCCCAGUUGGUCGUCGGACUUAUGCCAGUGAGGUGAACCCGGUUGGCAGCAAAGCUGUCCUGGUCACAGGCUGUGACUCUGGAUUUGGGUUCUCUUUGGCCAAGCAUCUGCAUUCAAAAGGCUUCCUUGUGUUUGCUGGCUGCUUGAUGAAGGACAAAGGGCAUGAUGGAGUCAAGGAGCUGGACAGCCUGAACAGUGACCGACUGAGAACCCUCCAGCUCAAUGUCUGCAGCAACGAGGAGGUGGAGAAAGCAGUGGAGCUGGUCCACUCGAGCCUGAAGGAUCCUGAGAAAGGGAUGUGGGGCCUGGUUAACAACGCGGGCAUCUCAACAUUCGGGGAGGUGGAAUUCACCAGCAUGGAGACCUACAAGGCGGUGGCGGAAGUGAACCUCUGGGGAACAGUGCGGAUGACUAAAUCCUUUCUCCCCCUCAUCCGAAGGGCUAAAGGCCGCGUGGUCAAUAUCAGCAGCAUGCUGGGCCGCAUGGCCAACCCAGCCCGCUCCCCAUACUGCAUCACCAAGUUCGGGGUAGAGGCUUUCUCUGACUGCCUGCGCUACGAGAUGCACCCACUGGGUGUGAAGGUCAGUGUGGUGGAACCCGGCAACUUCAUCGCCGCCACCAGCCUUUACAGCCCCGAGAGCAUCCAGGCCAUCGCCAGGAAGAUGUGGGACGAGCUGCCCGAGGUCGUGCGUAAGGACUAUGGCAAGAAGUACUUCGAUGAAAAGAUUGCCAAGAUGGAGACUUACUGUAACAGUGGCUCCACGGACACGUCCCCUGUCAUUGAUGCUGUCACACACGCCCUGACUGCUACUACCCCCUACACCCGUUACCACCCCAUGGAUUACUAUUGGUGGCUGCGAAUGCAGAUCAUGACUCACCUGCCUGGGGCAGUGUCCGACAUGAUCUACAUACACUGAAGAGUUUCACUGUGGCCUCUGUUGAGGACCAGUGGGGGUGGGGGUAGGGAGGAGCUCACAUAGUCAACUCUUGAUUAUCUACUUUGGACUGUCCACUGUCCAGGAGGACCUAUUACUUGAUGUAACAUCGGCCAGAGGGAAUAACUCAACCUGACUUGGUUGCAUAGUGAGUGACUUCACAAAUGGGGUAUGUAAGCCCCUAAACCUCAGGGCAAACAUGGUGCAUCUAUCUGGAGUUGAUUUCAUAUACAGAUUUGGGGGAAAACAUCAUUAUGUUAAAAGCAGAUUUGUUAUAGAAUAUAAUCCAAAUUCCUUUACAUCUUUAAGCCAAAAUAUCAGUUCAAAAAUUUUUAUCAUUUGAUCCUUUAGCCAGCCUCAUAAGUAAAAAAGACAGAUUUUUUUUUCUUUUGCACAUGAGGAAUUUGCAGUUCCAAGAGGAUACAUGAAAUAACCCUCUUAUUGCUUAUAUACGGUUCAAGUCAUGUGUUCCUCCCAGUGCUGUAGAAACACUUCAUGUUUUGCAUUCCAGGGUUGCUCUCGAUCCAUUUUCCAAGAAUCCGCUGACUAACUCUGUGUCCUGGUCCAAGCCAUGCAUCCUAAGUGCCCACUGCAUACUCCCGCUAUGGUGACUGGCCGGUGCUGUAUGACUGGCCAGCGGCAGCCAGUGAUUCAAAGCUGGCUAUGUGGAGGGUGGUGGGAAUCAUUCUGGAGGUUUCUAUUUGAGAUUUCUCCAGGCUCUUUUGAGACUUAGGAUAGACUUGUGUGGAGAUGCUCUUUGGCUAAGAAGGCAGGUUGUUUCUGGUUUGGGUCUGCUUGCUUUUGUCUGGGUGAGGCCAGUGUCAAUGGGGCAGGCUUGCAGGAACAGCAAAGCCCUCAGAGGUGGGUCUGGGUUCCUUGUUGGUCUUACAUGGUGCUUACACACACACACACACACACACACACACACACACACUCACACACACACUCACACACGCACCCUGUUCUGCUGGGCUUCCAGGUGACCUUCAGUGAUGGCUCACCUUCCUCCUGUGGCCUUAUUUUUAACUAAGAAGCCAGGCCACUAUUAGGCAGUCUGCAUGAGCCCUUCUAGGGUUUGGGUUUGCAGGCUUCCAUUCUUGCAAUUACCCAGGGUCUGAUGCUUGAACCAAAACCAGGCAUCACCGUCUUCCAGGUGGCUUUAGGCCUAGGGCAGAGUCCCAAGUGCCAGCUUUACAAAUCAAACUAGCAUUUCUGCCUCUCCCUGAAAGGGCUAGGCCUGCCGCUAGAGGGCGCCCUCCUCCUCCGCAGGCGGAGUUGGCCGCCUAUGCCCCAAACUCGGGCGCUUCCUCUCAAAUUUGAGGUUUCUCCAAGGGUUUGGGAUUCCCACCGGAUAAACUGCCUGGGAACACAAAAGCAAGGCCCCUAGAAAGCAGCGUUCCCCCUCGUCUAACAGCUGCCUGGCUCGAACCUGGAGUCUAGCGCAAGGAGAAGGCAGAAGAACACGGGCAGCUGGACAGGCAAUGAAGUUCAGGCAGUGCCAAGGAAAGGGGUCUCACAAUGAGCAGAUUCAGCUUGCCUUCUGGGCCUUUGUCCCUCUGUCUUCACACAGGGAUGCCCUGUCCCAGCUCCUUGUCUGCAGGGUGAGAUCCAGAGUGUCUAGAGGCAGGGAGGGGGAGGCCGGCAGGAGCCAUUGUGUUUACAUAACAACACUAAGAUGCUUUCGUACCACAAAGCUUGGACCCUUUUAGAACUGCAUUUUUACAUUGUGGAAGAAUUUGUUUUCAUGCUUGAUUUUAAUAAAGGAAAACAGAUGUGGCA
Carlito syrichta (Philippine tarsier) is the source of this 3208-nucleotide messenger RNA. It is a transcript of the gene BDH1, whose product is annotated as 3-hydroxybutyrate dehydrogenase 1. The coding region runs from base 380 to 1411 and encodes 343 amino acids. The record is from RefSeq and is a predicted model, not a curated record. NCBI's taxonomy places the organism in Eukaryota, Metazoa, Chordata, Mammalia, Primates, Tarsiidae. Gene Ontology annotation, molecular function: oxidoreductase activity. The transcript is spliced from 9 exons.